This is a messenger RNA of Candidula unifasciata, 651 nucleotides long. NCBI's taxonomy places the organism in Eukaryota, Metazoa, Mollusca, Gastropoda, Stylommatophora, Geomitridae. The record is from the annotation of a GenBank genome assembly.
AUGGCGUACCACGCAGCAGAUCCAGAUGAAGCUUUUGAUUACCUGUUUAAGAUAGUUCUUAUUGGUGACGCAGGCGUUGGGAAAACUUGCGUUGUUCAGCGUUUCAAGUCAGGAACAUACACUGAAAAACACGGGAGCACGAUAGGUGUUGAUUUCACCAUGAAGACGCUAAACAUUGAUGGCAAACUAGUCAAGUUACAAAUCUGGGAUACAGCAGGCCAAGAAAGAUUUCGCACGAUAACUCAGAGUUAUUACCGAAGUGCAAAUGGGGUCAUUAUUGCUUAUGACAUCAGCAAGAGGUCAACAUUCGAAGCAGUCCCUCGCUGGCUGGAUGAUGUGAAACGAUACGCAGGUCAAAAUGUUGUACAGUUGCUUGUUGGCAACAAAUGUGACCUGGAGAGUCUGCAAGAGGUCAGCCUGGCUGAAGCCAAAUCUCUGGCUCAGUCUCAGAACUUUAUUGGUGCCAUAGAGACAAGUGCAAAAGAAAACACCAACGUGGAUGAUGCAUUCCUGAAGAUGGCUAGAGAGCUAAAGAGGCGAUUUGGUGAUGAUAGUGGCAUGGAUCCAGGACAGUCUGGGUCCCUCCAGCUCAACAGUCGGUCCAGAUUCGGCAACUCCAAGUCAUGGCUCCAGUGUUGCGGCAGCAGUUAA